UAGUAGCAUAUCCCAUACCUGUGAUCACAACGUCAAUCAUGUUCUCGCAAGAGCUGCUCAUCUCCACAACACUCGUUCUGCUUCUUCCCAUAUACUACUUGUGCCUGAGGGCUGGCUGUAGAUCAAAUAACCCAGCGGUGAUCCCAACAACUGGCCAAUACUGCACAUGUUCCCUUCCUUCGUGGCCAACCUCCACAACUUGCAGGAUUAUUUCACCCUUGUCCUCGCUGGAUCAGGUCACAACUUCAGGGCGCACGGCCCUCCUGGAACCGGAAUGCAGUUCUUCGUCACAUGCGACCCUGCCAACAUCCGGCACAUCUUCACGACCAACUACACCAACUUUCCCAAGGGUGCGGAGUUCGCCGCGAUCUUCGACAUCAUGGGUGGCAGCAUCUUCACCAUCGACGGUGAGCCAGCCCGUCGACAGCGUGCGAAAAUCAAGGGCGUACUCAGCAGCCAGCGGUUGCUUGCAAGGAUGGAGGCUUGCUGCCGCGACAAGGUAGAGAACAUCCUCCUCCCGUUGUUUGCGCACAUGGCGAGCACCGACACUCCAUUCAACAUGCAAGAACUCAUGUCAAGGUUUAUGUUUGACAUGGCUGCUACUCCUCUCUUCGAUGUGGACCCUGGUCUCCUAUCUUGGGACAUGCCGCCCAUGGACGCUGCCGUUGCCAUGGACACGGUCAUGGAGGUGGCCUUAUUCCGAGUCAUGAUGCCAGCUUCUUGUUGGAGGUUGAUCAGGUGGCUAAACAUGGACCCUGAGAGGAAGCUCAAGGCAGCACACACGGUGCUAUGUGCCUUCGUCAUGGAGAUGAUGGAUAGGAGGAAGGUCAACACAUGUCGUGUUGGCAAUGACGAGGAACAAGAAGGUAUAGAUAUUUUUUCUUCCUUCCUCAACGACCCCGAUUAUGACGAUGAUGACUUGCUCCGUGCGAUGAUCAUUAGCUACAUGCUCGCUGCCAGGGACACAGUUGGAGCAACAUUGACAUGGAUUUUCUACAACCUUGCCCAACACCCUAAAAUUGUGUCAAUCAUCCGCAAAGAACUCUCACCCAUUGCAUCACGUAAAGUAGCGGCCGGUGUGGAUUCCAUGGUGAUCUUCGAGCCGAAUGAGACCAAAUCUCUGGUCUAUCUAAGAGCCGUCUUGUACGAGACUCUCAGGUUGUACCCAGCGGCGCCUCUUGAGCGCAAGGUAGUCGCCGCUGAUGAUAUCAUGCCGAGUGGCCAUGAGGUGCACACCGGCGACACCAUCUUUAUUUCUCUCCAUUCCAUGGGGAGAAUGCAGGGCAUAUGGGGUAAAGAUUGCCUGAACUACAAUCCAGAUAGGUGGUUCUCGGAGGAUGGCAACAAGCUAAGGUACAUACCAUCUCACAAGUUCUUGGCCUUCAACUCGGGCCCGAGGAUGUGCCUCGGGAAGGACAUCGCGGUUAUGCAGAUGAAGACAGUCAUCGCCUCAACAUUGUGGAACUUCGAUGUGGAGGUGAUGGAAGGGCAAAGCAUCCAGCCUAAGCCGUCUUGUAUACUGGAGAUGAAAAAUGGGCUUAUGGUUAAGCUGAAAAAGCGAGAAAUGUAACAUUAGACUCUCAUGUUAUGUAAACGUACUUAGUGGCCACUACGAAUGUUUUGUACUGCCCACAACCACAUUAUUGUCAAUAAUAAAGGCAUCCAUGAAUCAAAA
Triticum aestivum (bread wheat) is the source of this 1675-nucleotide messenger RNA. RefSeq names its product noroxomaritidine synthase 1. Lineage: Eukaryota; Viridiplantae; Streptophyta; Magnoliopsida; Poales; Poaceae. The transcript has a single exon. Gene Ontology annotation, molecular function: iron ion binding; oxidoreductase activity, acting on paired donors, with incorporation or reduction of molecular oxygen; heme binding. The record is from RefSeq and is a predicted model, not a curated record. The coding region runs from base 167 to 1570 and encodes 467 amino acids.